Molecule: messenger RNA, 2488 nt
Organism: Penicillium subrubescens
Lineage: Eukaryota; Fungi; Ascomycota; Eurotiomycetes; Eurotiales; Aspergillaceae
Gene: ptcG
Product: type 2C protein phosphatase PTC1
Exons: 3
Biological process (GO): protein dephosphorylation
Molecular function (GO): protein serine/threonine phosphatase activity; cation binding
Source: RefSeq, a predicted model, not a curated record
CGGAUCGCAUCAUCUUCCCAACUUCAACUUACUCAACUCAUUACGCUUGCACUGCCACAUCGGUUCCAUCCAUCAUCAUUUCCUGAUCUUCCCUCAUUACUUUUGAUCACCAUCCUCAUUGAAUAUCAUCGUCUCGACUUCCGCCAUCCACCGACCGAGGGAUACUACGUCAGUCCGCAGUAUCUCCAUCCACCCGUCUACAACCCCGCCUUCUUCCUUCUCCCCCCAGUACUGUCCGCCCCAUCCUUGUCGACCAGGGAUACAAUCAAGCUGGCAGGAAAUAAGCGCCGCAGCUUUUCUUCGCAGGGUGGGUUGCUGAGCAGAAUGUUCAGUGGCUCCUCGAGCCCACCCAAAGACAAGACAGACGCCGCCUCAUCUCCAGUUCCUGGAAUUGACACCAGCGCCUUAAGCAUCCAUCCUGAAAACGCAAGCCCUCGCGACAAGAGGUUCUCGCCACCUGGUGCCGGAUUCUUUAAUCGCCGACAGAGCGAACAGGAAGGCCCUGUGGGUGACAAGAAGCGUCGCAGCAGCACCGUCACCAAGGCGGCAUCCUUCUUUAGCAACGCCAAAAACUCUUUGAGUUUGAACGGCACGCGUGAAUCUUUCUCAGUCGUUGGCACUAGUCCGUCGGGCUCCGAAAGCCCUCUUCAAAGAUUGGGUAGAAUGGACCCGGCUUUGAGUGUCCCGCAAGGGUCCUUCAACAAUUCCGCUGGAGAAUCCCAACCAACAGCACGAUCAUCUUUCCGCGUGGGUGUUACGGAAGACCGGAAUCGAAAAUGUCGCCGUACAAUGGAAGAUACACAUGCCUACCUGUACAACUUUCUCGGUACUCCGGCCCCUACAGCGCCUGACAUAAAUGGCAACGACCCCCCUGGAGCCUCUAGCGAGUCACAAGCGUCGGAUGCCUCAACAAAUGUGGUGGAAACAGACAACGGGUACUUUUCCAUAUUUGACGGGCAUGCUGGCACAUUCGCGGCAGAAUGGUGUGGCAAAAAGCUGCAUUUGAUUCUCGAGGAUAUCAUACGCAAGAACCCCAACACUCCCGUUCCUGAACUUCUUGACCAGACGUUUACCAGUGUCGACCAGCAGCUGGAGAAGCUCCCUCUCAAAAACAGUGGGUGUACAGCUGUCAUUGCUGUUCUACGUUGGGAGGAUCGUGUACCCAGCGCUCAAUCGGCCACCGGGUCUGCUGCUAUUGCUUCCGCGGCAGCGGCGGGUAGGAACGACGCCAACGCUGAUUCCAAAGAUACACCGGCUCAGGAGGGUCCCUCUGUUUCGAUUCCCAAGCUGCAGCGGAAGGCCCAGCGCCAACGCGUGUUGUAUACAGCCAACGUGGGUGAUGCUCGCAUUGUAUUAUGUCGGAACGGCAAGGCUCUCCGUUUGUCCUACGAUCACAAGGGCAGCGAUGAGAACGAAGGGAAGCGGAUUGCCAAUGCUGGCGGUCUGAUCCUCAAUAACCGCGUAAAUGGCGUGCUUGCGGUCACUCGUGCCCUUGGUGAUGCCUAUCUCAAGGACUUGGUUACCGGGCAUCCGUACACCACCGAAACUGUCAUUCAGCCGGACGCGGAUGAAUUCAUCAUUCUUGCCUGCGACGGGUUAUGGGAUGUUUGCAGUGACCAAGAGGCUGUCGAUCUUAUUCGCAAUGUCCAGGAUGCUCAACAUGCAUCCAAGAUUCUGGUCGACCAUGCUCUCGCACGAUUCAGUACCGAUAACCUUUCCUGCAUGGUCAUCCGACUCGACUCAACCCGUCUGAAGAACGUUGUCAACAACAAGGCGGAACCGAUUGGAGUGGAUGGUGACCCCGCGACAAAUGUGGCUCAGGGUAUCAGCGAAGCAGACAAGAUCGUGGAAGGAGCACGGAAACGCAUGGCCAAGGCAGGAAUCAACGAUUCAGAGACAGCAGAGCAAGUUGGAGAAGAAACUCUUCAGAGGAUGGCCAACAAAAGCGAAACCUCCGAGUCCGAACUGUCCGCCAAGGAACAACAACAUGGUGACCUUCCCUCGGUGGAUAUCUUGACCUCGACGCAUGCUUCCAAGGAAACCAAGUGAUGUGACUGAAGUUCUCAUUCCCUCAUAUUCAUUUCGAAGAGGCCAUUAAAGAUGUACAUGUUUUUAUCUGUUGAUCGCACUUGAUGUCUCUCAAGAAAGACGGUCCGAGUUCCUAGGGCGCGGGAAAUUCUUAUGUUUAUUUUUUACUCUCUGUUCUCCUUUCCACAUCCUGAUUUACAUUGUACAUUGGCGUCAGUUUUGAGUUGCAACCAAUACCGGGCUAUCUUGUUACAUGGGCGCCUGUCUUUGGGCAGAAUAGGUCUGGCCGAUACAAUCACUAUUUCUUUCGAGAUCUGUCCAAUGUUGGAUAGUUUGCCACCUUUUUCUUUCUUACCCUUUCUUUCCUUCAUAACAUUCCUGGGACUAGGGGUUGAAGACUAUUGUGUUUGUCAUCCUUAUUUGUUCUUGAAUAUCACAUCUGUGUAUGUAUGGAGCUGGU